Molecule: messenger RNA, 7398 nt
Organism: Clarias gariepinus (North African catfish)
Lineage: Eukaryota; Metazoa; Chordata; Actinopteri; Siluriformes; Clariidae
Gene: chd4b
Product: chromodomain helicase DNA binding protein 4b
Exons: 40
Coding region: 258-6098 (1946 amino acids)
Biological process (GO): negative regulation of transcription by RNA polymerase II; chromatin remodeling
Cellular component (GO): nucleus; chromatin; NuRD complex
Molecular function (GO): histone binding; DNA binding; ATP binding
Source: RefSeq, a predicted model, not a curated record
GUGUGUGAGAGAGAGAAAGGGAGAGUAGGGCUGCACACUGGACGUCGCGGCUCCAUCACACACACUCCAGCAGUUUGUCCGCGGUUUGUCUCUCCGGAAGUUUAACAUUAGUUUAAUCAGCGUUUAAUUACAGCGGGGUAGAGGCAGUGCGCGCGCGUGCGUGUGUGUGUGUGAGAGAGAAAAGGGUGAGUGUGUGUGUGCGCGCGCUCUCUCUCUCGGUGCCUCCGACUGACCUCAGAUGUGUUUGAACUUCCAGCAUGUCAGGAAGUGAAGAGGAGCAGUUUGGAGGCAGGAGCCUGUUAGAGGAUGAUGGAGCAGAGGAACACACACCUGAGACUCCAAAAUCCAAGAAGAAGAAAAAAGCAAAGAAGAGUAAAGAGAGUAGGAGCAGUAAACGACAGAAAGUACUCAGAGAGGAGGCGAUGGUGAGCUCUCCUGAAGCUCUGGAGGCCCUGCGGCUGGUGGAGGAGGAGGAUGAUGAUGAUGAGGAAGAAGAGCGGGCCGUGCGAUCGGACAGCGAGGGGAGCGACUACGCCCCCAGCAAGAAGAAGAAGAAGAAGUCCAGCUCCGCCUCCAAGGACAGGAAGCGAGCGGAGAAGAGCGGCGAGGGGAAGAACAAGCGCAAGGCUCCGGACCCCGAGGAGGAAGAUGAGGAUGAUGAAGAUGAUGACGCCGGACAGGGCCCGAAGUCGUCGGCGGCGCUCCUGGCGGAGUGGGGGAUGAAGGACAUCGACCACACCUUCACCCAGGACGACUAUCGCACGCUCACCAACUACAAGGCCUUCAGUCAGAUGAUCAGGCCCCUGAUCGCGGCGAGGAAUCCUAAAAUCGCCGUGUCGAAGAUGAUGAUGGUGCUGGGAGCCAAGUGGCGCGAGUUCAGCACCAACAACCCAAUCAGGGGCUCUGCCACCUCAGGGCCCGCCCCUCUCACUGCCGACACCGUGACCACGCCCAGAGGGGUGGAGUCAACUGGGCCUGCGUUGGUUUCCAUAGCAACGACAACCACAACAUCCUCUUCAUCAGCAACAACACCACCACAACCAGCGGCACCUGUACCACCGCUGCGCAAAGCCAAGACCAAAGAGGGCAAAGGUCCAAACGCUCGUAGGAAGACGAAGCCCAAACCUCAGGACAAGAAAUCUAAAGGGAAGAAGGUGGCACCGCUCAAGAUCAAACUGGCCGCGUUCAAGAGGAAACGAUCAUCAAGUGGUGAGGAUGAUGAUGGUGAGAGUGAUUUCGACGGGUUCUCAGUGAGUGAUGGUUCGAGCCGCAGCAGCCGUAUGAAAAACAAGAAGUCAAAGAACCCGAAGAAGAAAAAGAAAGUGAGUGAUGAUGGAGACGGGUACGAGACAGAUCAUCAGGAUUACUGUGAGGUGUGCCAGCAGGGCGGUGAGAUCAUCCUGUGUGACACGUGUCCCAGGGCGUACCACAUGGUGUGUCUCGACCCCGACAUGGAGAAAGCACCCGAGGGCACCUGGAGCUGUCCCCACUGUGAGAAGGAGGGGAUCCAGUGGGAGGCGCGAGAGGAGAGCUCAGAGGGUGAGGAGGAGAAUGAUCGAGGUGUGAGGGAUGAUGGAGGGAUGGAGGAGGAAGAGGAGGAGGAGGACGAUCACCACAUGGAGUACUGUCGUGUGUGUAAGGACGGAGGAGAGCUGCUGUGCUGUGACACCUGUCCAUCAUCUUAUCACCUGCACUGCCUCAACCCCCCGCUCCCGGACGUCCCCAACGGGGAGUGGAUCUGCCCCCGCUGCAGGUGUCCUCCUCUGAAGGGAAAGGUCCAGAAAGUUCUCACAUGGCGCUGGGGCGAGGCCCCACCUCCAAUUCAAGUGCCCCGCCCACCCGAUCUCCCACCCGACGCCCCCGAUCCACCUCCUUUGAUUGGUCGAAAGGAGAGGGAGUUUUUCGUAAAGUGGUGCAACAUGUCCUACUGGCACGCCUCAUGGGUCCAGGAACUACAGUUGGAGCUGAACUGUCAGGUGAUGUUCCGGAACUUUCAGCGUAAGACGGACAUGGAGGAGCCGCCGAGUGUGGAGGCGUCCGAGUGUGACGACACCAAGAGUCUGAGGAGGAAGAGUAAAGACCCGCUGUACGCCCGCAUGGACGACCAGUACCACCGCUACGGGGUCAAGAUGGAGUGGCUGCUGAUACAGCGCAUCCUCAACCACAGUGUGGAUAAGAAGAGUAAUGUUCAUUAUCUGAUUAAAUGGAGAGAUCUGCCGUAUGAUCAGUCGUCAUGGGAGAGUGAGGACAUGGACAUCCCUGAUUACGACACCUACAAACAGCACUACUGGAACCACAGAGAGAUGAUGAUUGGUGAUGAAGGCCGACCAGGAAAAAAGCUGAAGAAGGUGAAAUUGCGAAAGAUAGAAAAGCCUCCUGUAAACCCUGUGGUGGAUCCGACGGUGAAGUUUGACAGACAGCCGGAGUACCUGGACGUGACGGGGGGGACGUUACACCCGUACCAGCUGGAGGGUCUGAACUGGCUGCGGUUCUCCUGGUCUCAGGGAACCGACACCAUCCUGGCGGACGAGAUGGGCCUCGGCAAGACCGUGCAGACCGCCGUCUUCCUCUACUCGCUCUUCAAGGAGGGUCACUCUAAAGGCCCGUUCCUGGUGAGCGCUCCUCUCUCCACCAUCAUUAACUGGGAGCGUGAGUUUGAGAUGUGGGCGCCCGACAUGUACGUGGUCACCUACGUGGGCGAUAAGGACAGUCGCGCCGUGAUCCGCGAGAACGAGUUCAGCUUCGAAAACCACGCCAUCCGCGGCGGGAAGAAGGCCUCCAGGAUGAAGAAGGAGGCGGCGGUGAAGUUUCACGUGUUGUUGACGUCGUACGAGUUGAUCACGAUCGAUCAGGCCGUGCUGGGGUCGAUAGACUGGGCGUGUCUCGUAGUGGAUGAAGCUCAUCGCCUGAAAAACAACCAGUCCAAGUUUUUCCGGGUGUUGAAUAAUUACCCUCUGCAGCACAAGCUGUUGUUAACGGGGACGCCUCUGCAGAACAACCUGGAGGAGCUCUUCCACCUGCUCAACUUCCUCACACCCGAGAGGUUCAAUAAUCUGGAGGGCUUCCUGGAGGAGUUUGCAGACAUCGCUAAGGAGGAUCAGAUUAAGAAGCUGCACGACAUGCUGGGGCCGCACAUGCUGAGGCGUCUCAAAGCCGACGUCUUCAAACACAUGCCGUCUAAAACCGAACUGAUCGUCCGGGUCGAGCUCAGCACCAUGCAGAAAAAGUACUACAAGUACAUUCUCACACGCAACUUUGAGGCUCUAAACACACGUGGCGGUGGGAAUCAGGUGUCUCUCCUCAACGUGGUCAUGGACCUGAAGAAGUGCUGCAACCACCCCUACCUGUUCCCCACUGCCUCCAUGGAAGCUCCUAAAAUGCCCAAUGGGAUGUAUGAGGGCGGGGCUCUUACAAAGUCUUCUGGGAAACUGAUGCUGCUUUGUAAGAUGCUGAGGAAGCUGAAGGAGGGGGGACACAGGGUGCUUAUCUUCUCACAGAUGACGAAGAUGCUGGACCUCCUGGAGGACUUCCUGGAGAACGAGGGCUAUAAAUAUGAACGGAUUGACGGAGGAGUGACUGGGGUGAUGAGACAGGAGGCCAUCGACAGGUUCAACGCUCCUGGAGCUCCUCAGUUUGUGUUCCUGCUCUCUACACGAGCGGGGGGGUUGGGCAUCAAUCUGGCAACCGCAGACACCGUCAUCAUCUACGACUCUGACUGGAACCCACACAAUGACAUCCAGGCGUUCAGCAGGGCUCACCGUAUCGGACAGAACAGGAAGGUGAUGAUCUAUCGCUUCGUCACCAAGGCGUCUGUGGAGGAGCGGAUCACUCAGGUAGCGAAGAAGAAGAUGAUGCUGACCCACUUGGUGGUGCGACCCGGUCUGGGCUCCAAGGCGGGCUCGAUGUCCAAACAGGAACUGGACGACAUUUUGAAAUUCGGCACCGAGGAGCUGUUUAAAGACGACCCUGGAGAAGGUGAUAAUAAGGAGGAGGACAGCAGUGUGAUUCACUACGACGAUAAAGCCAUCGCGAAACUGCUGGACCGGAACCAGGACGCCACCGACGACACGGAGCUGCAGAGCAUGAACGAGUACCUGAGCUCCUUUAAAGUGGCCCAGUAUGUGGUUAAAGACGAGGAGGACGAGGAGGAGGAGGUGGACAGGGAGAUCAUCAAGCAGGAGGAGAGCGUGGAUCCAGAUUACUGGGAGAAGUUACUGCGACAUCACUACGAGCAGCAGCAGGAGGUGUUGGCCAGCCACCUGGGGAAGGGGAAGAGACCGCGCAAACCCGUCAACUACAACGACUGCUCUCAGGAGGAGCGGGCAGAUUGGCCUGAUGAUCAUUCAGACAACCAAUCAGAUUACUCCGUGGCCUCGGAGGAGGGAGACGAGGACUUUGACGAGCGCUCUGAAGUGAAUAACCGCAGGCCGAGUCGUAAAGGUCUCAGGAACGAUAAAGAGAAGCCGCUGCCCCCCCUGUUGGCCAGAGUGGGAGGGAACAUCGAGGUUUUGGGCUUUAACUCGCGUCAGAGGAAGGCGUUCCUGAAUGCCGUGAUGCGUUAUGGGAUGCCUCCACAGGACGCCUUCACCACACAGUGGCUCGUUCGAGACCUGCGGGGCAAAUCUGAGAAAGAGUUCAAGGCGUAUGUCUCACUCUUCAUGCGUCACCUGUGUGAACCGGGCGCUGACGGUGCAGAGACUUUUGCUGAUGGAGUUCCUCGAGAAGGGUUGUCAAGGCAACAUGUUCUUACACGCAUUGGUGUGAUGUCACUGAUCAGAAAGAAGGUUCAGGAGUUUGAACAUGUGAACGGUCAGUGGUCGAUGCCGUGGAUGAAGGAGAUUGAGGAGAAUAAAAGAGCAGCAGCUGUUGCUGUGGGAGACGACCCCAAAACACCCUCGACUGGAACACCUGGAGACACUCAACCCAACACACCUGCUCCAGAAGAGCUGUCGCGGGGGGAGGAGUCGGAGCGAGAGAUGGAGGACAAGAUAGAGGGAGACGGAGAGAAAGACAGAAGUGCACGAGUACAAGAUGAUGAGGUGAUUGAGAUCCCUGAUGAUGGAGAGACCCCCCCGAGUCUGGAGAAGACCGCGGUGGGACAGGAGAUGGAGGGAGACGGGACGUCGUCCUCUGUGGAGAAGGAUGGAGGGAUGAAGGAUGCAGUUGGAGAAAAAGAAAAGGGAGGAGAAACUGAGGAGAUCUCUAAAGGUUCUCCAAAAAGUGAAGAGGUCAAGGGGGAAAGGUCAGAGGUCACCAGCGUAGAUUCUUCUCAGCCCAAAGGUCAGAAGUGUCAUGAGGAGAAGAGUGAGAAAACUGACAGCAACCUAAACGGAGGGGAGAAGAAAGAGGUGAAGGAGGAGAAGGAUGGUGUAAAAGCCGAGGAGUCUCGGAUGAAUGGAGAGGACGGAGGAGCGGACAGUGAGGACAAAAAGAGACACGUUAAACAAAGGUUCAUGUUCAACAUCGCUGAUGGAGGAUUCACAGAGCUCCACUCCCUGUGGCAGAAUGAGGAGAGAGCCGCCACCGUGACUAAGAAGACGUACGACAUCUGGCACCGUCGCCAUGACUACUGGCUCCUGGCCGGGAUCAUACAACAUGGUUACGCUCGCUGGCAGGACGUCCAGAACGACCCGCGCUUCUCCAUCCUCAACCAGCCCUUUAAAGGGGAGAUGAGCCGAGGGAACUUCCUCGAGAUCAAGAACAAGUUCCUCGCUCGCAGGUUCAAGUUGCUGGAGCAGGCCCUGGUGAUUGAGGAGCAGCUGCGCAGAGCCGCGUACCUGAACAUGAGCGAGGACCCGUCUCACCCCUCCAUGGCCCUGAACACACGCUUCAGUGAGGUGGAGUGUUUAGCCGAGUCGCAUCAACACCUGAGCAAAGAGAGCAUGAUGGGAAAUAAACCUGCCAACGCCGUGCUGCACAAAGUGCUGAAGCAGUUGGAGGAGUUACUCAGUGAUAUGAAGGCUGAUGUCACUCGUCUUCCCGCGACCAUCGCUCGGAUCCCGCCGGUUGCCGUGCGUCUGCAGAUGUCUGAGCGCAGCAUCCUGAGCCGUCUGGCCAGUCGGGGGUCGGAGGUCACCCAGACUCGGGCACCCCGCUGACCAGUCCCCCCGCCCCCCCUCCCUCAAGAGUAACCUUUUGACCCCCGAGUGAACUUCCCUAAUCUAGGAUGUGUCCUAAUCCAGCUUCGCUUCACUAGCUCACACCCUUAGUGCUGGACCAGGUGACACAGACACGACACCUCAUCCACGUUAGCGAGUGACCAUGUGACCUUUGACCCUUUCUCUAGAUUAGGCUGUGUUUCAAUCUGAAUAAUAUAGAAGGAGACGGGAGCGAUCCUGUGACCCCCUGAUACUCGAACUUAUCCGGCUGUGUUCCAUUCUGAUUUAGGCUUAAAAUCACGCAGAGCAGGUGACAGGAUGACAUCAUCGGAGAGAGAGAGAGAGAGAGAAAGAGAGAGAGACGGGCUUCCGGCUGCGUCCCAAACCGAGUGAGACCGCUCAGAAUGACGUCAUCGACAUCAGACCAAUCAGAUUGAGGUUUUCUAAUUUCUAUGCAAAUGAGCAGGGGCGUGGCUAUAGAGCAGCAGUUGCAGUCUCGUCUGUGUGUAAAUUCUGAGAAACGGUGCGCGUUUGUCACGUCAAGACUUCGUCUUUUAUUUCUCAAUAAAAUAUAAGCUCUUCCUUUCCUUUGAUCUUUAACUUCCUGUGAUGUAGAGCGUUAUGUUAGUGAAGAACCUCAGCAGCAGGGCAUUGUGGGUAACAUAGGAAACUCGUAAUUCCAGUGAAAAGUCCAGAGUUUGGUUAUUAAACAGGUCGACUGAACCCUGCUCAUGAAUAUUAAAUAUUAUGUAAAUGAGCUCCAGAUGAUUGGUGUGACGUCAGACGUCUCUUCACUUCCUGUCUGAGGCCGACACCCACCUUCGGCUUUGGUUCAGUGCGCACCUUCGGUGUGUGUGUGUGUGUGUGUGUGUGUGUGUGUGUGGGUGGUUUGGGACGCAGCCGUGCUUGGCCGUCAUGGAGCUGUGUUGUACCUGCUCCACCUGUUGCGCACUCCCUCUCACCCCUCAGGUAGUGUGUGUGUGUGUGUAUGUGUAUGUGUGUGUGUGUGUGUGUGUGUGUGUGUGUGGCGUUUCUUCACACUGGUUAGUGCACUGAGAGUCCUCACAUAGAGACUGGAACACACUCGCUGUUGUCGUCAUCGUUGUUGUUUAUUCCUCACACACACACACACACACACUCUGUUCCCAUGCCUUCCUGUCACUGAAUGAUGAUGUCACUCAGAAAGCUCCGCCCUCUUCGGAUGAGUUCACUUUGUAAUUACGGUUGUUUCCCUGUCGUCGUUUAUACGCAUUAAUAUUCUUCUUUUUUCUGAGACCUGCAAUAAAAAUCGUUAACAAGA